AUGUCUCUCUUUGGUUCAAACAAUUCUGCUGCUUCUAUACCUUCUGGUGGGCUGGGGUUUACUUUUGGAGCUCUGCAAAGCACCCAGCAGAAACAAGAAAGUCAGGGCACGCAAGGCCCAUCUCUUUUUGGUCAGUCAUCUCAGCAGCAGAAUCAACAGCAACAGCCUAAUUCAAAUCUGCUGACCAUGGCAACCUCUGCUUUUGAGAAAAGUACUAACCUCACAUCCAAUACUUCCUCAAUUAGCCCUGAGGGAUCAUCUGGAAAGGUGUUGAAGGACCUUUUGGAAUCUGCAAGCAACUUGCCCAAAUUGGACUAUAACAGCCUCGGUACGAUCAACUUGCCCUUGAAUGAAUUGCGGAAUCGCACGAAGCUCUUAUCAAAAAAUGAGAGCGAGGCUGGAUUUACUAAAGCACAUUACCUUCUUUCUGGUAGUGGCAUAAAUGCUGGCGACAUUGAAGUCGAAUUGAAUAACAUUCGUGGACUCGCUCCUUCUUCAAGGCAGACUAAGCAGCUCCAUGAACUACAAGCACAGCAAGAGCAACAGCAAAAGCCAUCAGAUAAACCUUCGCAAGAAGACAGACUCGUGGCGCGUGAGGCCGUUCAAUCCCCUGCCCUUACUACUGGCAUCAAUAAUAUUGAGAAUUAUCUUCGUGCUAAGAAAGACGAAAAUAUUUUGAAUGCCAUAGAGCUGUCACUUGUCACUGCUUCUCGUGACUUUGAUAAUUUCAUUGCGAAGAAUAUCACUAUAGACUGGAGAGUACGCAAGGAUCACUUGAAAAGAAGUCUAGGCAUUCCAGUGAAAACCAAAAUAAGCCCCGAAGAACUCUCCAAAUCAUUUACCUGGAAUCAGUCACAACCUGGUAAUUAUCGCAUAUUGACUCCUUUGAAGCAAAAAGCAGGCACUUCAUCUAGUGUUCGUCAUUUUACCCGUGAAAAAUUCGAGAGUCAUGCUAAAUUAAUCUAUCUGCUCAAUGAAGCCAGGUUAAAGCAGCUACCCUUUCCAAUUGCAUCAAGCUUUGAAGAGGUAAACAAAGCAAAUCAGGAUCUCAAAUCAAAGCAAAUGGCCGACACGUGGAAGGUGAUUGCAAACUUGACAGACGAAAAGUUUGUGAAACAUAAUCAAGAGCAGGCGUUCUACGAGGAUUAUCAAAACAAAAAGGACUGUAUUUCUUUGAAGAAACGUAUUGUUGCUAACUCAAGAUCCUGUUUGGAAAAACAGUUCUUUGACUACAUGGACGAAUUCUAUACAAAAGAUGACCAGAAAAUCCCCGAAUACAGCGUCCCUAGCAACAUCAAUAAAGUUUCUCACUUCAUCUCAAAGGUUAUCGGCAAAAAGAAUGGCAAUGAAGUAUCGCAGCAAACACUUCAAGUAAAUGGGGUUCCCAUCUGGGCGCUUAUCUACUACCUCAUGCGCAGUGGUCUCUACAAUGAGGCUGUUCAGCUCACGAACCAAAGACGGGAGCUUUUUGAGAAGUUUGACAAAAACUUUCCAGUCUACAUAUCGGCGCAUGUGAGAAAUCAAUGUUUCGGCUUGCCUGCAACUCUACAAGAAAGAUUAUCCUCUGACUUCAACCAGACCUUUCAAUUUUUGGAUGAGAAGUCACCCAACUUCGAUCCCUACAAGUAUGCGGUAUACAAAGUGAUUGGCAAGUGCGAUUUGGCCAAGAAAAGUCUUCCGGCAGCAGUCAAUCUUAGCAUAGAAGAAUGGUUGUGGUUCCACUUAAAUCUCAUAAAUGAGUUCAACUUUGACGCAUCCUCGAGUUUGAUUUACGAAAAUUAUAGACUCGAAAACCUCCAGAAGAAAGUCUUGGCCAUCGGCCCAGAAAAAUUGAACGCUUCUUCAAAUAAUCCCGUAUACCUUAAGACAUUGACGAUGAUUGGGUUGUAUGAGCUUGCGGUGAAGUACGCCUACGAAAAUAUCAAUGAGUGUGAUGCAGUCCACUUUGCGACUGGAUUGUGCUAUUAUGGUUUGCUUAGAGUGACAAGUCAACCAACUGACGACUUGUUGACAUUGAAUGGAUCUGAUGAGUAUGAGAUCAAUUUAAGCAGAAUUCUUGGUUCGUAUACCCGGAGUUUUAAGAUAAGUGAUCCUAAGGUCGCUGUUCAAUACUUAGUUCUCAUCUGCAUGGCAAAGGGUGGAAAGUCUACUGAGGAGACUGCUAAAUGUCAUGAGGCUUUGCGAGAGCUUAUCCUCAUUACUCGUGAGUUUACUUUGCUUUUAGGCGAGCUCAAUGAGGUGACUGGGGAGAAACUGCCUGGUAUUCUUGAGAAGCAACGGUCGCUUAUUGGGUUGGCCGACUUAUCCAGCUUCCAGCGUACGAUCGUUGACGUCAGUGCUUCAAGGUGUGAAGAAGAGGGAAGAGUAUUCGAUGCACUUCUUCUUCACCAAUUGAGCCAGGACUACAACGUUGUUGUACGUCUCAUCAAUCAAUAUGUUAGUGAGACGUUAUCAAUGUCUGAAUUAGACAAACCAUUACUUUCUGAGAAGAUCCCAUCUGGCGGUGAGGGACAACUGCAGAGCAGUGAGAAUAAUUUCAUCCUGCGCAGCAAGCACAUUAUGGGCAUUUACAACAACAACAGCGCAAUCUUGGAAAAGGUAUCUCCAGAAGUAAAGAAGGUCAAUGAUGCUUUGUUGCAGAUUGUCGAUAUACGUGAAAGCUUUGCAGCCAGAAAUUGGCGCGACAGUUUAAGCGCUCUUCAAAAAUUACCAUUCUUUGCGGCUCUCAACAGCAAUGAUUUUGUGGAGGUGAGAAACUCAGCGGAGUCUUUGACAAGCUACCAUGUCGCUCUUGUUCGGGUGAUUCCUUCGUUACUAGUGAUGAUUAUGACGAGUGUCGCCCAGCUCACCCACAACAUAAAGUCCAAACGCUUUGGCUCGUUCGGCGGUGAAAAGGAUGAGUUGGCAUAUCUCCGAAAGAUUGCCAAAAACUGCGUCGUCUACGCUGGACUAGUCCAGUACCGAAUGCCUCGAGAGACAUACAGCUUGCUUGUGAACCUCGAGCUGCAACUCUAG
Candidozyma auris is the source of this 3015-nucleotide messenger RNA. Its product is annotated as linker nucleoporin NIC96. Lineage: Eukaryota; Fungi; Ascomycota; Pichiomycetes; Serinales; Metschnikowiaceae. The coding region runs from base 1 to 3015 and encodes 1004 amino acids. The record is from RefSeq and is a predicted model, not a curated record. Gene Ontology annotation, biological process: protein import into nucleus; poly(A)+ mRNA export from nucleus. The transcript has a single exon. Gene Ontology annotation, molecular function: structural constituent of nuclear pore. Gene Ontology annotation, cellular component: nuclear pore.